AGGACCUGGCUCCUGUGAUGGGAGGGGGGAGAGAAACCUCUGCGGCGUCCAGGGGGCGUGUCUGGGCAGGGGCGGGGCUGGCCUGGGACCUGGAGGAGGAAGAAGGGGCAGGUGCAGCCGGGAGCUGCGGAGCUGGAGGGAGGAGGACGAGAGCCGCCAGGCCCUCAGAGGCUGUGACCCUCCCCAGCCUCCUUCGCCAGCCCGGGGUGGGGGCCGAUUGACUGUUUCCAGGCCCCGCCUCGGGUAGGGGGGCUGGAGAGCCCCCAGGUGGACCAUGGCGGUGAGAUUCCAGGUGGCCGAUAUGGAGGAGCUGACCAUCUGGGAACAGCACACGGCCACGUUGUCCAAGGACCCUCGCCGGGGCUUUGGCAUUGCGAUCUCUGGAAGCCGAGACCGGCCCGGUGGAUCCGUGGUUGUGUCUGACGUGGUACCCGGAGGGCCGGCGGAGGGCAGGCUACAGACAGGUGACCACAUCGUUAUGGUGAACGGGGUCUCCAUGGAAAAUGCCACCUCCACGUUUGUCAUUCAGACACUCAAGACCUGCGCCAAGAUGGCCAACAUUACAGUGAAACGUCCCCGGAGGAUCCAGCUGCCCACCACCACCAAGGCCAGCCCCUCCGGCCCAGGGCAUCGGGACUCGGACGAGGACGAUGGGCCACACCGGGUGGAGGACGUGGACCAGGGCCAGGGCUAUGAUGGUGACUCAUCCAGUGGCUCCGGCCGCUCCUGGGACGAGCGCUCCCGCCGGCAGAGGCCUGGUCGCCGGGGCCGGGCCAGCAGCCAUGGGCGUAGGAGCCCGGGUGGUGACUCUGAGGCCAACGGGUUGGCCCUGGUGUCUGGCUUUAAGCGGCUGCCGCAGCAGGAUGUGCAGAUGAAGCCCGUGAAGUCGGUUCUGGUAAAGAGGAGAGACGGCGAAGAGUUCGGUGUCAAGCUGGGCAGUCAGAUCUUCAUCAAGCACAUUACAGAUUCGGGCCUGGCUGCCCGGCACCGUGGGCUGCAUGAAGGAGAUCUCAUUCUACAGAUCAACGGGGUGUCCAGCCAGAACCUGUCACUGAGUGACACCCGGCGACUGAUCGAGAAGUCGGAAGGGAAGCUAAGCCUGCUGGUGCUGAGAGAUCGCGGGCAGUUCCUGGUGAACAUUCCGCCUGCCGUCAGUGACAGCGACAGCUCGCCGUUGGAGGACAUCUCGGACCUCACCUCGGAGCUAUCGCAGGCGCCACCAUCCCACAUCCCGCCACCACCCCGGCAUGCUCAGCGGAGCCCCGAGGCCAGCCAGACCGACUCUCCCGUGGAGAGCCCCCGGCUUCGGCGGGAAAGUUCAGUCGAUUCCAGAACCAUCUCAGAACCAGAGUUGCCCAGGGAAAGCAGCUAUGACAUCUACAGAGUGCCCAGCAGCCAGAGCAUGGAGGAUCGCGGGUACAGCCCCGACACGCGGGUGGUCCGCUUCCUCAAGGGCAAGAGCAUCGGGCUGCGGCUGGCCGGGGGCAAUGACGUGGGCAUCUUCGUGUCUGGGGUGCAGGCGGGCAGCCCGGCUGAUGGACAGGGCAUCCAGGAGGGAGAUCAGAUCUUGCAGGUGAAUGACGUGCCAUUCCAGAACCUGACACGGGAGGAGGCGGUGCAGUUCCUGCUGGGGCUGCCACCGGGCGAGGAGAUGGAGCUGGUGACGCAGCGGAAGCAGGACAUUUUCUGGAAAAUGGUGCAGUCCCGCGUGGGCGACUCCUUCUACAUCCGCACUCACUUUGAGCUGGAGCCCAGCCCACCAUCCGGCCUGGGCUUCACCCGUGGCGAUGUCUUCCACGUGCUGGACACGCUGUACCCGGGCCCCGAGCAGAGCCACGUGCGAGGAGGCCACUGGCUGGCGGUGCGCAUGGGUCGUGACCUGCGGGAGCAAGAGCGGGGCAUCAUUCCCAACCAGAGCAGGGCGGAGCAGCUGGCCAGCCUGGAAGCUGCCCAGAGGGCCGUGGGAAUCGGGCCUGGCUCCUCCGCAGGCUCCAAUGCUCGGGCCGAGUUCUGGCGGCUGCGGGGUCUUCGUCGAGGAGCCAAGAAGACCACCCAGCGAAGCCGCGAGGACCUCUCAGCUCUGACCCGACAGGGCCACUACCCGCCCUAUGAACGAGUGGUGCUUCGAGAAGCCAGUUUCAAGCGGCCGGUGGUGAUCCUGGGACCUGUGGCCGACAUUGCUAUGCAGAAGUUGACUGCUGAGAUGCCUGACCAGUUUGAAAUCGCGGAGACUGUGUCCAGGACGGACAGCCCCUCCAAGAUCAUCAAACUGGAGACUGUGCGGCUGAUUGCAGAAAAAGACAAGCACGCGCUCCUGGAUGUGACCCCCUCCGCCAUCGAGCGCCUCAACUAUGUGCAGUACUACCCCAUCGUGGUCUUCUUCAUGCCCGAGAGCCGGCCGGCCCUCAAGGCGCUGCGCCAGUGGCUGGCGCCUGCCUCCCGCCGCAGCACCCGCCGCCUCUACGCACAAGCCCAGAAGCUGCGGAAACACAGCAGCCACCUCUUCACAGCCACCAUCCCUCUGAAUGGCACGAGUGACACCUGGUACCAGGAGCUCAAGGCCGUCAUUCGAGAGCAGCAGACGCGGCCCAUCUGGACAGCGGAAGAUCAGCUGGAAGGCUCCUUGGAGGACAACCUAGACCUCCCCCACCGCGGCCUGGCCGACAGCUCCGCUGACCUCAGCUGCGACAGCCGUGUUAACAGCGACUACGAGACUGACGACGGCGAGGGCCUACACGGACAGCAAUUGGGCAGCAUGGCCCCGGCCAACGUGGGGGAUGGGAUGGAGGUGGUUAUUGAUCUCGACUUACCAUGCUCUGGGGGGAAUUUUGAAGCUCCUCUCUCCCUCUCCUCCAAGGUGGACAGCAGCCAUCCCCAGGGUCAGUGGCGACAGGACAGUGUGCGAACCUAUGAACGGGAAGCCCUGAAGAAAAAGUUUACACGAGUCCGCGAUGCGGAGUCCUCUGAUGAAGAAGGCUACGACUGGGGUCCGGCCACUGACCUGUGACCUCUCCCAGGCUGCCAGCCGGUCCGUCCUCCUUCUCCCUCCCUGGGACUGGGACUCAGUUUCCCAUACAGAACCCGCAACCCCGCCUCCCUCUGCCUGGUCUUUAAUAAACAGAGUAUUUUCACAGCA
Cercocebus atys (sooty mangabey) is the source of this 3136-nucleotide messenger RNA. RefSeq names its product tight junction protein 3 (gene TJP3). Gene Ontology annotation, cellular component: plasma membrane; bicellular tight junction. Lineage: Eukaryota; Metazoa; Chordata; Mammalia; Primates; Cercopithecidae. The record is from RefSeq and is a predicted model, not a curated record. Gene Ontology annotation, biological process: cell-cell junction organization; establishment of endothelial intestinal barrier; protein localization to cell-cell junction. The coding region runs from base 275 to 3007 and encodes 910 amino acids. Gene Ontology annotation, molecular function: cell adhesion molecule binding. The transcript is spliced from 21 exons.